CUGACGUAAUGGUCCGAGCAGCUCAUUUAUGUGUCGACGCUGAGGCCAUCACGCUCAAAGUAGAUCCAUCUGUUAGCGGACGGUGAAGGUUACCUGCUUCAACAGUGCUUGAACGGCAACCUUUUAACUGUCUUUUUAAAGUAGGUGACGCGAACAGUUGCUUCUAUCAUUUAGAUUUCCAUCAAGAAAGUCAACUCUAACUUUAAGCUUAAAUUGCCUAGCUAAGUUAUCGUAUAACCACGCUUAGCUUGGAAGCUAACUGUUUGUUUUGCUAACAACGCGAGCUCUCGGACAUCGGCAACCCUCUCACAAGACCACCUGCCACGGAAAAUAGAACCAUGAGUUCACAGGUUAGACAAAACUUCCAUCAGGACUGCGAGGCUGCAAUCAACAGGCAGAUCAACUUGGAGCUGUACGCCUCCUACGUCUACUUGUCUAUGGGUUAUUAUUUUGACCGCGAUGAUCUGGCAUUACACAACUUUGCCAAGUUCUUCCGCGGGCAGUCGCAUGAGGAGCGCGAGCAUGCAGAGAAGCUGAUGAAACUCCAGAACCAGAGGGGAGGAAGGAUCUUCCUGCAAGACAUCAGGAAGCCCGAUAGGGAUGAGUGGGGCAGUGGCAUUGAGGCUCUUGAGUGUGCCCUGCAGCUUGAGAAGAGUGUGAACCAGUCACUGCUGGACUUGCACAAGCUCUGCUCUGAUCACAAUGACCCACAUCUGUGUGACUUCAUUGAGACCCACUACCUUGAUGAGCAGAUCAAGUCCAUCAAAGAGUUGGGAGACUGGGUGACCAACCUGCGCCGCAUGGGAGCUCCUCAGAGCGGCAUGGCCGAAUACCUGUUUGAUAAACACACUCUGGGCAAAGAAAGCAGUUAAAUCUGUUCGAUCAUUUUUACAAAAGCUCCUGUAUUUGUAUGUUUGUAUCCUGCUUCUUUACUUUCACAGUAUGAGUUCUUCUGCAUGAUAGUUGCUCGGCAUUUAAAUGUGUACUAUUCAUGUUAUCAGCAUCACGUCCAUAUUAUACUUCUAGAUGAACCUUUGCGAGUUGUUACAUUCAAAGCUCCUUUCCACCUUCACAUGCUGUGUUCAGACAUCAGAAAAUAUUUACUGUUGUAAGCCAGGUGUUUAUCAGACCAAAUAAAUGGAACCCUCUGGAUUCUGAUUUGCCGUUUGUUUUUUUAAAUGUUCUUCAGUGUUGAAGAAAGUCAAGCAUUUGAAUAUCUUAAGUUGGGCUGUUUCACUUCCAUUAUUUGGGAAAGCAAAACCUCUAAGGGCAGAUGUUAUUCUCCUCCAUAUGUCCUCGCAUGUCUAUUUUGUUUUUCCUCACCAAAUAUAGCAGCUUUGGACAGCUGUUCAUUAUAAUGUUGAAACUUAAACUAGUGGAAAGCAAAUGGUAGCUUGAAACUUGGUGGAUAUGCAGGACAUAAUUACUGUUUGUUAGUGUGCAAGCUCUGCAAACUGCACACCACAAAUUUAAAAUGGGCAGCCUGCUCAGAAACAUAAGCAUCUGUUGUUGAGGCUUCAGGGUUUUACUGGAUGUCCUGUCAUUUCCAAACAGGGGCUUCCUCUCAGUACGUUGCUGUUGAAGUUGGAUGGUUUACUUCUCGGCUCAAAUUUGAAAUGGAUUGAAUUACUUUAAAAUGGAAUAUUCAAAAA
Molecule: messenger RNA, 1652 nt
Organism: Menidia menidia (Atlantic silverside)
Lineage: Eukaryota; Metazoa; Chordata; Actinopteri; Atheriniformes; Atherinopsidae
Source: the annotation of a GenBank genome assembly